Cuscuta campestris is the source of this 2035-nucleotide messenger RNA. The record is from the annotation of a GenBank genome assembly. NCBI's taxonomy places the organism in Eukaryota, Viridiplantae, Streptophyta, Magnoliopsida, Solanales, Convolvulaceae.
GCUAAUGUGCACUGUCAUGUACUCAGCCUCAGCAGAGCAUAGUACGGUGUAUGUUAAGCUGGUUACGGGAACCGCCAUAGCGUGGUCGCUGUCGCACGUUGGGUUAGACUUAACUGAGUCUCGGUCAAAUGGAUGGACGACUCAGAGGCAGUAAGUUGGGGUCAUCAAUGACAAGUCGGAUGAUUUUACUCACUCAUCCAGCCAGGAGUUGGAUCUUUAUGAUUUAAUUGGAACUCUAUUCCUAACCAAAGUAGUCUGCUUGUAAGACGUGCCUCAGCCAAUUACAAGUACGGUGAAAAGGUGUCCUGGUCCGAUUGUAGUAAUAUUGUUCGCCCAACACCAGACCAAGAGCUGAGAGCCCGGCUCAUCAGUUGGAACUAUGUUCCUACCUAAAUAGUUGUCUUGUGGAGUAACGCCCAAGCGGAACGCAAGAUAAUGAAAUAUGGAUCUUGGCCCACUAGAGGUUUCGCCGGAAAUCUCCGAAUUAAUACCGAGGGUUAUUGAUUUGUUAAAAAUAGUGGGAGAUAAUUAAUUAAAGGCCUAAUUAAUUAUUAAACAUGAUAGAUAACCUAGUUUGCAAAAUUUUCUGUAGAUGGCAAACAACAACAACCCUUUCAACCUGCGUUACAUCCUGGAAAACAACAAGUUAUCCGGGACCAACUUUCUUGACUGGGAGAUGAACCUUCAAAUCGUUCUUAACUGUGAGAGGAAACUCUACAUCCUCGAAACGGAUCCUCCCAAGACCCCUGAUGCUAAUGCUCGUGCGUCCGAACUCACUUACUUCAAGAAGUAUGAGGACGACGCGCGAGAUGUAAAGUGUAUCAUUAUGGCCAGUAUGACCGCGGAGCUCCAAAGGCUCCACGCGGACAUGGAAGUGCGUCCUAUGAUACAAUGCUUAAGAGACCUUUACCAGGGUCAACCCCAAAACUCAGGUAUUUACGUUAUCAAAGUCAAUAUGUCUGAUAUCACCUCUUGGGUGAUGGAUACUGGAUGUGGUUCUCACAUCUGUACUUCUAUGCAGAACUUGCAUGAAUGUAGACAAUUGACGGAGGGAGAGAUACAACUAAACGUCGGCAAUGGCGCACUCAUCUAUGCAUUAGCCGUCGGAACCUAUAGUUUAUCUCUACCUAGUGGUCUAAUAUUGCAUUUGAAUAAUUGUCUGUUUGUACCUAGUAUGAGCAGAAACAUCAUUUCUGUAUCCUGCCUUGACAAAGCAGGAUUUUCAUUCGUUGUAAAAGACAAAACUCUUUCAGUCUUUAGAAAUGAUAUAUUUUAUGCAAGUGCAAAAAUGACCAAUGGUCUCUAUGUCCUCGACAUGGAUACCGCAGUAUAUAACGUAGAUGUUAAGAGAAACAAACCUAAUAGUUUGAAUCUCGCGUACCUUUGGCAUUGUCGUUUGGGCCACAUUAACGCGAAACGCAUAUCUAAGUUACAUCGUUCUGGUGUACUUGAUUCAUUUGACUUCCAGUCAUAUGAUGUAUGUAAAUCUUGUUUACUUGGUAAAAUGACAAAGGCUCCAUUCACCGGUCACGGUAAAAGGGCGAGUGACUUAUUGGGCCUCAUACACUCCGAUGUCUGUGGUCCAAUUAGCACUGUAGCUAGAGGUGGUUAUUCUUACUUCGUUACAUUUACUGACGACCUUAGUAGAUAUGGAUAUGUGUAUNUAUUCAGAAACGUAGAUUACGUACAUAGGAUUUGUCACUACUCUUUUUAAAGAGAUUAAUGUCUUAUGGGGCCCACUGAUAAGUCAUGACUGAGGAAACUGCAUGGCCAUGCUGAGAUGCUUUUAUGACGUCUGUUCCUAUUAGUUAGACUUGAUAAAUCAGUGAAUGACUUAAUGGAUACAAGCUGGAUUUUAUUAAUCCCUUGCAUUAAGUUUAGACAUUGAGACAAAGGGAUACAGUUACACGGAGUCUGAGUCGUGGAAAGGUUUUGACGGUGCAAACGUCUUAACUUAUAAUCUGGGGGGCAAUAAUGUGUUGCUAGAUACCGCUUAUUGCUUAUAGUAUUGGUGCAGAGCCAAUACUGUGACCAG